Molecule: messenger RNA, 381 nt
Organism: Linum trigynum
Lineage: Eukaryota; Viridiplantae; Streptophyta; Magnoliopsida; Malpighiales; Linaceae
Source: the annotation of a GenBank genome assembly
AUGCUUUCGUCGACCGUCCCCGCCUGCGGCUCGACUUUGAGCGGAACGCCUCCUGGACGCACAAACCCCCAGUCCGGCGAAAUCCCAUCCAAUCUCCAGAACUUGAAGCUCAACAAUCUCGAUUUUUCGGGUAUAGCUAUGUUCAUCCUUCCCUUAGUCGUCUUCCUUGUUGGAGUCGUGUGGUUCUACUUCAAGUAUAGUAAAAUCAAGUCCCCUGGCGACGGCUGCGACCGUUCAAUCGACAAAUUGAAAUGGACGUUGAUGUCGACAUGUCGUCCACGAUCUCGGAUUCAGCGAGACGAGAUCCUCGGACGAGAUUUAACUUGUUUAGCUUCUUCCAUGAAUCAAUCUCAGGUCGAAGUUCGCUUGAGAGAAGAUUAG